This is a messenger RNA of Ornithorhynchus anatinus (platypus), 1486 nucleotides long. Its product is annotated as T-lymphocyte surface antigen Ly-9-like. The transcript is spliced from 5 exons. The coding region runs from base 211 to 1026 and encodes 271 amino acids. NCBI's taxonomy places the organism in Eukaryota, Metazoa, Chordata, Mammalia, Monotremata, Ornithorhynchidae. The record is from RefSeq and is a predicted model, not a curated record.
UGCUUCUGGCAAGAAAUCGAAACGGCCGUAGGGGGCUGGGGGGGGGGGGGGGGCGGAGACCCCCAGGGGACGGCUGCUUUGGAGCGGGGGGCGUCCAGCACAGAGGCGAGCCCCCGAGCGGCCCCCGGGGCGAGAGGGGAGGGGGGCGGCGGAAGGACCGCCGGGGGUGCGCCCGGAGGACCCCCCGCCGUAGACGUCCGGGGGGCGGCGAUGGAGCGGACGUCCGGAGGCCCCCGGGGACUGCUGCAGCUGGUGGGCUUCCUGUCCGGUGCCUGGAUCGUUGGGGCGCAGGGGCCCCCCGCGAAUCACACGCGGGGAGAGUCCGCCCUUUUUCACCUAAACGUCUCUCCGAUCUCCGACGUACGGGUGGUCGAAUGGACCUUCGUGACCAGGAAUCUGGCUAUCACGGAGCUCAUGCCCGGGGCCCGGGGGCUCUCGCCCGGCUGGACCCACGAGAGAUACAGCCAGAGGGUCCACGUGGUCGACGGGGUCUCCCUGAAGUUGCUGGAUGUGACCCCCGAGGACGGCGGCACCUACGAGGCCCAAGUCAAAUUCCGGUCAGGAGCCUUCCGGAAGCAGCUCUUCGCCCUGGCGGUGUACGAGCCGGUCCCCCUCCCCGAGAUCCAUCUGCGGCCCGGGAGCCGGACGUCGGGCCGGUGUAACUUCACCCUGGAGUGUCGGCUGCCGGGGGCGGGGGCGGCCGUGUCCGUGAGCUGGAGGAAGGGGGACCCCCCGGGGGAGCUGACCGCGGCGGAGCGGCGGGGGCUGUCCCCCGACCGCCGGACCCUGAACCUGGCCCUGUCCUCGGUCCAUCCCGACGACGUCUUCACCUGCCUGGCCCGCUCUCCCGCCCAGGAGAGAAACGCCUCCGUCCAACUCGGGGACCACUGCGCCCCACGUGAGUCCUCCACCAAAGGGGCGUCUGUUAUUCCAGGGUCGGCCUCCUCGGCGAACGCCUUCUCCCUGAAAUGGAUUCUCUCCGCCGCUUUGGUGCAGGCCCUGUGCCUGUGGAUGGAUUAUGACUAAAGGAGAAGAUGGGGGCGGAGAGAGGCGGGGGCCGAGCGACACGGAGGUCCAAACUGGAGAAUCGCCCCCGACCCCGCAGCCGCGAUGAAACCCGACGACAGUAACCGGAGGCAGAGCCGAACGCGGACGUCCCGAGAAUUUCCCCUUGGCCCGUUCGGGGGCCCGGCCCAUCUCAGUGGGCGAAUUCCUCCCUCGGCUCCAUAGAUUUUGAGUUCUAAGGGCAAACCGACCGAAGAGAGUUGGGACGUCUGGAGGGCCCUGGAGGGUCUUUGAGACAUGAAAGGCCCCCCCCCCCCCCGGGGGGGUCCUGACCUCAAAGAGCUUCCGACGGGACGGACGGACGGACGGGGUGGGGGUGGCUGGGCUAAGAUUCCUUACGAAUAGAGCGGGAGCAGGGGGAGAAUCGGAAAUCCAAAGAACGGAAGAAUCGAUAGAUAGCGAAUAAAUACACGGAGCGGAA